Molecule: messenger RNA, 4447 nt
Organism: Ylistrum balloti
Lineage: Eukaryota; Metazoa; Mollusca; Bivalvia; Pectinida; Pectinidae
Product: negative elongation factor A-like
Exons: 11
Coding region: 1-1653 (550 amino acids)
Biological process (GO): negative regulation of transcription elongation by RNA polymerase II
Cellular component (GO): NELF complex
Source: RefSeq, a predicted model, not a curated record
AUGGCCACCGGAGACACAGCACUAUGGCUGCACAAUAAGUUAGGAUCAACGGACGAUUUGUGGUCUGGGAAGACAAUAUGCGCUCAACUGUCACAGCAAAAACUCCAGAGCAUUCACCAAUGUUUCCACGCACUCCAGCCUCAUGUCAAAGUGAAGCUUAUGUUGUCAUUCCUUCAUAUUCAUCGCCGAAAUGUAGAACAGUGGCGAAUGGACAUGGAGGAGAUAUUACUGAUGGCUAUACAUGACAGUGACCAGUGGGUAUCCAUGGUCGGGGAGAUACUCAGACCCUUCCCAUCUACUGGGUCACUCAAUCUUGACCUCAACGAUAACAAUGCCACCUUUACAGAGAUCCUGACAGAUCUCAAUAAAGUUGUAAAGAAAGCUGCAAGUGUUCGAAUGCUGCCAAUGGAGUGCCAGUUUCUGAACAAGACUGCCUUCACUGCCGUGGCUGGGGCUCAGCCAGCACCAGUGAAACAUUUUGCCUUGAAGAGAAAGCCAAAGUCUGCCAUUCUUAGGGCUGAACUUUUACAGAAAUCAUCUGAAGUAGCAUCAAACAAGAAGAAUAAUAUUCCUAACAGCAUACCAGUAAAGAUGCGUAGCUUUGCCAAGAAAAUGGAUGAUGGCACUCCCUUAAAAGGCAUGCCUGGACGGACUGCCAGCACUCCAGGAUUUAGGUCACCUUCAGCAGGACUCAAUCGCCUAAAUUCAUCUCCAAUGGGAGGUGGAACACCCCUGUCUUCUCAUCGACCCAAUUCCAUGCGUAAAGAAGGCGGUAUUAAGCUCUUAGAUUUGGAAGCACUACCUGUCGGAGCAAAGGAAGCAAAACGACGUAAAAAGAUUGCAGAUAUGGAGGAGAUGGAGUCCAAGAAAAAAGAAAAGGAGGCAGUGGUAGCAUCUACAGCCACAGCAACAACAACAGCUUCUUACACGCCAGACUAUGCUGCAGGACUGGUGUCUGGUCCAACAGCUAAAAUUGCAGUUGUGUCAGUAGGAAGUACAAACAGUGUCACCACUACCCCUACAGCAUCCUAUGUCCCAGCCACAACAUCAAGGGUUCUCAACCCCUCAGUCACACCCUUCCAAGCAGCCUCUCUAUCCAGUACCACACAACAGGCCAGGGAAAACCUCCAGCAACAGCUUCAACAGCUCAACAAAUCCACGCGACCAGGAGGGGGCACAAGUGACACCCCCUCCUAUAACCCCUCAGAGCCAACCCCCACUUCAGAUGCAACAGCCCCCACAAGUACCCCUACACUUACCACAGUCCUCACUCCACAGCUGGUGCAGCCAGCCACCACCAACACCACCCCCACACAGCCCACACCUGUUAUGCCCACACCACAGCCGGGACAGCCAAAGAAGGGACUGUCACUUACGAGAGAACAAAUGUUGGAAGCGCAAGAAAUGUUUAGGACAUCAAAUAAAGUUACAAGACCAGAAAAGGCCUUAAUCCUUGGCUUCAUGGCGGGAUCAAGAGAAAACCCAUGUCCACAGCAAGGCAGUGUAUUAAGCAUUCGUCUGAGUGAGAACAAAGAAAUGGUUUCACAAAUAGACUCUACUCAGAAAACCAUGAUUGCAGACACUUUUUUCCAAAUGAAUUAUCAGACAGGUGAAUGGAAACGCAUAAAAAAAUACCGGGAGUGUGCUGAAUAAAACAAAAGAAGCUACAGUCAUUGUCAUAAACAGUAUUUGGUGCAGUCGUGUAUCAAUUUUGGUUUGUUAAAUUUGACCAUCAUGUUGACAUUUGUCAGUAUGAAGUGUUUACAUGGAAGUGUUCGUGAUAUGAAGUCUUUCUGGUCUGUAUAUUUAUUUAAGAAAAUUUUGGUACCAUGUUAUAGUUUUUUGUGAUCAACAUCAGAGCGAAAGCAUAUAUAUUUUUUAAAUGUAUGGAAAUAUAUUGUCUUUCAUAGAUGAAGGCAAGGUGGUCACAAACAUCAUGUUGCUUGUUUGAGAUUUUUAUCAGCAAUUUGUUUUAUUUUGUGAAUGUUUUAAAUUAAUUGAUAAGAUACCAGUAAGUGAGAUUCCUCUUUGCACAAAGUGUGUCCAUCUCAGUACAAUGUAGAUAAACCUUGAUGUAACUCUUUAUGACUUCUUGGAUUACCACACUGUAUAUUCAUUCACCGUCUCUAAAACACAUCUCAGCGUGAGCAUGAUAUUAAUAGAAUGGGAUUACAAGAGACCCGUGAUUUUACCUUCAACAAUAUCUAUGUGGUGGUUGAUGUCAUACUGGUAAGAAAUGAUAUUCUUGUUGUUCUGUUUAAAAUCAGACACAGCCCCAACCUCUCAUUGCACCAUUGGAAAAGGACUGAUUGUAAUGAUGUGAAGUCUGUAUUGCAGAAAAUUUUUGGAUGGAUGUAUAUUUCACAAUUUUACAUUUAAAGAAAAUAACUAGGAUGACAUAUGAGUAUGAAGUUAAAUUUUGCUGGCUUUGACAUGAAUUAUGCAAAAUAGUAUCUUCAGAUUUAACAGACUAAUACACAACAGCCUCAGAUGGACAUUGGAUUUCUCAGAAGCCAUGUAUUGAUCAAACUUUUGUUUUCUCAACGACAUAUUUGGAAACAGCUUAUUGUUUAUGCUGAGGUAGAUGGUUGAGCUGUGAAAUUGGCUACAAGAAAUAGUAGGUAUUGAUGGGCGAUGCCUUUUUGGUUGAGAGAUAGGGUUUACAAGCCAGACCAGCAUGACCUGUAACUAUAUAAGUGUUUAGAUUUAUAGUCGAAUGGGUGGUUACAAAUUUUCUGUCUCUGCCACCCUUCCUUUUAUAUACUCUUCUAUGACAAAGAUUGCUCAACUAAAUAUACUAAUUACGAAACGGAAACCACCAGACUGUGGUAAAAUUUCAUGGGUCAAUAGUUACUGCAUGAUAUUAUUAGAUUGUAUCAAGACCACUUUUUUCUCUUGUUGAAAGUUUAAAAAAAUCUUUAUUGCUAAUCUGCCAUUCCUUUGGAAAUAUAAAUCAUUGUCAGAGUAUUUGUAAUAAAACAGGACAGUCUGUUUAUACGCAAAAUUAUGAACAAAACUGUUUGCUGUGAUAGAACAUGACCAAGACAGAAGUAGGAGCGGUAAAUUAGUUCCUAAUAUGCUGAUUCAGGUCCAAGUGCUAGAUGGCACUUUUUGUCUUGCUGCUUAAUAUCUUGCUUUGAUUUGUAUGUUUCUUGUAGAUCUGUUGUUUCUUUACAUCAGGUGCUUUGAAAUCUAAAAAGUAAAACUACAAACUUUAUUUUAUCAGUAUAGAAGCAUUAUACAAGUCCAUAUAUAUUAUUUGCUAGUCAUAUCAGCAUAUUGCAUCACGGGAAAGGUUGUAUUUGUGGAGGAUAUUCUCUUUUUAUUUUGAAGAUAAUUAUAUCAAUUCACAUUAAAAUAUUGUCAACAUAUUAAGUCAAUACCUCUUCUUUUUUUAUGGUAGUCAAAUUUUGAUUGGCAUUAAAUUUAUUGUACAAGUUCUUUCCAAUGGCCUUCAUAUCAGUUGAAGUAUAAUGCUUUGAGUUCAGCGUGUGAAUAUUUUUUGGGGGUUGGAUGGGGAGGAAGGGAGGGCGAUGGUAGUUAAGGACAUGAAUGGGAUUUUUUUUUUAAGGCGUAAUUUUCAGGUUAAAUUUUUUUUGGUAAGUUUUCUUGAAAGGAUUUAGCAUACCAUACUAGGAUUUCAAUUCUUUGCACAAAAUAUUUGAUAUCGGUUAAUGACAAAAAGGAGGAUUUUUUUCUCAUUUAUUUCUUCUUUUUUUUCUUUUUCUUUUUUUUUGACUUUUGUAAUGCUAAGAUUGUAACAAAUAUACUGCUAGAAUUGUGAUUCUUUACAUGAAUGUUCUGAUGAAGCAUAACUGUGGUUCAUUAAUGAAUUUACAUUUUGUAGUGGGGAGAGGGGAAAGCCUUUCUAGGACCCUACACAAAUGACUAUAGUACAUUGUUACCAUUUUGUGUAUUUUUUGUCUAUAAUUUUAUUUACCAUCUCAUCACACUAUUUUCGACCUUACUGUACAGAGGAUUUUAGCACAACCAAAAAAGAUGGUCGAUUCCUUACCAUCUCAAACACUACUACAUCAGUGCUAGUACACUCCACACUAGUCAUUUGUCUGAUGAAGGCAACCAUAUAGUCAUUGAAACAUCACUCUCUAAUCUGCUACUGGUUUUGUUAUAAGAACUUCUAUUCUAUUGACAUUACCAACCUGAAGAAGGUGUUCCGAAAAUGACAUUAUUGUUGACAUAGAAGGGAAAAAAAACCAAGAAUAGUCACCUCUGAAUGUUUAUAAUUUCAUUCACAAGUCAUAUUGAACCUUGUUGUUUAGAUAUAGCAAUGGCAACAAAUCUAUUAGGUGAUAUUCUCUGUUUGUUUAUAUUUUCUUACAUUAAUCAUUGCUUGCUUAAUUUGUUACUGGGUGAAAGAUUGAGACAGAGAUUGUGACUAGGGUGAUAGGACAGUGUUUAUUAAUGUGGACAGCAAUAAAAUAUUAUG